Messenger RNA from Dicentrarchus labrax (European seabass), 806 nucleotides. RefSeq lists its product as uncharacterized. Gene Ontology annotation, molecular function: A2-type glycerophospholipase activity; glycerophospholipid phospholipase A1 activity. Lineage: Eukaryota; Metazoa; Chordata; Actinopteri; Moronidae. Gene Ontology annotation, cellular component: cytoplasm. The record is from RefSeq and is a predicted model, not a curated record. The transcript is spliced from 6 exons. Bases 22 to 726 code for a protein of 234 amino acids. Gene Ontology annotation, biological process: N-acylphosphatidylethanolamine metabolic process.
UUCUGAACUGUAUAUAAGAAUAUGUGUUUCUUUGCUCCAACAGGCUUUGUCAGUCUCACUGAAGAAGGUGAACGGCUACAGCUCGGAAGUCAUUUCCUAUUCCCAAAUUAUAACCCUGACUUGUUGCUUAACAUUGUAAAGGUUCCCACUGCUGGAAAAAUGAGGAAUCUGGUCGUGUUUGUUGUCAUCCUUCAGCUGUCAAUCACAAUAAUAGACACUAAGGAUGAAUUCAAAUUUGGGGAUAUAAUUGCCUUCCCAAGCAAGCUAUGUAACUGUUUCACCUACACGCACUAUGCUGUUUGGGUAGGAGACGAAUACUUUGAGGGCAAAAAACCUGGGCAGAACAUCUUCGAAUACAAUGGACACUUUGAGGUAUUUCCAGAUUUCAGGGUCGCUGGCUGUGUUUUCAAUAAACUCCCGACAGCAAAGGAACACAAGAAAGACAACUACCUUGAUGACUAUUUCGUAGUGGGGACUUACAAAGAAAUCAGGAUACGAAUCCUCCAGCAGCAACACACAUGUAAGACCUAUAAUCCCUUUGCCAACAACUGCGAACACCUUGCUACCUACAUUCGCUACGGAGAAAAGAUUUCACUGCAGAAUGGCAAGGAUGCUGCAAAAUACUGCAAAAAUAAAGCGCUGGAUCCAGAACUACAGAAGAUGCUGGAUUCCAAGAAAUCAUGUGAAGCACUGUGCAAAGCUUCCUCAAGCAGGGGUCCUGGUUGAAUGUCUUUCCAGUCCUGUCCACCUGUGUGACCUUUCCUCACAUGAAAUGAGGUCUUAUUUGAAAUAAAAAGGAGAAAGAA